AUGGGUAUAUUAAAAGUGUCUUUUGCCCUUCUUGAAAGAAUCAACAGUGGCAGAAAGUGGCAGUACAUGUCAAAGAACUUCUGGAAAAGUUUGUGCAGUCGAUGCAUCCUGCUGGCUGCACAAAGCGUUGGCUGUGAGUUUCAAAGAUUUGGCGAUGAUCGCAAGUAUGUUUUUAUUUAUAUGUUUACUUAUCAAUUUGUGCAGUGUUUCAAUCGCUAAACUUAUGUAUAUUCUAUUUACUUUAUUGUUCUUAUGACUGUAUUGUUAUUAUAAUUAUUAUGCAAACUUUUCAGGGUUGUGGACAUACGGUAAAAGUAUGCAUAGACACGGAAAUUUUUCUGCAACAUUAUAUUUUGUUUAAUUUAAUGCAAUAUACAAGCCAGUUAUAUGCUCAGUACAGUAUCUGUAAAAUUCCAUGUAAUUUUAGUUAUGCUUAGAAUUUGCCCAUCAUUUUAGCACUUCUAAUGCCAUCAUAGGUCACAAUUUCUAUAGUUUGACUACACAAUCUUACCUAAAAACUAUGGGAUGAAAAUCAUAUAUGCCAUGCCAAUUCAAUUUUUGGUAACAUUGAAAAGAGAUGAGGUGCUGUUUAUAUGAUCUCGGGUUGGGAGAGGCAAAAUUAUAUUCAUUAUAUAACAUUUAAACGCAAGUGUUUAUAUGGAAAGUUUUCGUCUCGGCUGGUAGGGUCACCCUGGCAGUAGGGACACCCUGUUUACAAAACAGGGUUACCCUUGUAGGAGGGACAACUUUUGUCCAUGUAAAUAGUUUGUCUCGGCCUCCAGGGAUAACUUUUCAUUCCCAGGCCUUCAAACAAAUAACUGCAUGUUUCAGGAGUCACAAUCUCAUACUUAGAGCCAUUCUCGUAGGAAGAGAUACAGUGCCAGGGCUAUAAAUUUUUUUCAUAUAAACAUGCAGUGAAGUUGUCUCGUGUAGAUUGGGUGUCUCUAGUAUCCAAGGUCAUAUAAAUAGCAUCUAAGUAAUAAAAGGUCAUUGCAAUGGCAAUUUGCAGCUGGCAGGAAAACGCUUUGCAUAACAAUAUAUGGAGAGUAAGAAAAAUGAUGUGGUUUAAAUUGAACCACAUACUAGUUUUCACAUCUAGUUUUCAAGAACUUUGUAUGCCUUCCACUCACUAGAAUUUACCCAAAAUUAAAAAAAAAUCCAAAUCCUCACACCUUGCCCAUACCCCUCCCCAGAAUUUACAUUUUAUUGGUGCACAGGAAUGUCACAACAAUUUAUAAUCCAUGCCAAUACAUUGCUAAUCAGACAUUUGAUCAAUUUAUUUUGCAAAAUUCAAAUUCCCAUUUUUCAACGACACCCUUUUUAUGUACAAAUGCAUAAAAAAUUAUAGAGUAAAUUGGAAAGUAGUUGUGUGCAGUAAAUAACAAUUUGUUAUUAUCCACCUUUCAGCUUUGCUGUGAAAAAGAUAUUCAGUACAUAA
This is a messenger RNA of Paramuricea clavata, 1438 nucleotides long. The record is from the annotation of a GenBank genome assembly. NCBI's taxonomy places the organism in Eukaryota, Metazoa, Cnidaria, Anthozoa, Malacalcyonacea, Plexauridae.